AUGGUCCGCGAUAUCAAAUCCUUAACCGAGUUCCAAACACUCAUCGCCUCCGGCCGCAAGAUCGUCGUCCACUUCCAAAAGUCCCUCGCCGAACCCUGUCUCCGAUUCGUCCCCAAGUUCGAGGCCUUCUCCCAGGACCAUGAAGGCAUCGAAUUUGUCGCAGUCGAUAUCGAGUUGCUCCCCGAAGUCGCGAGGGGUGCGGGGAUUGAGGCGAUUCCGACGGUCAUGGCGUAUGACGGGAAGAGAGUUGUCCAUUGGCAUGUUGGCGGUGGGGUUGAUGAUCUCCAGUACCUUAUCGAGCGCUUUGAUUGA
Messenger RNA from Linnemannia hyalina, 312 nucleotides. The record is from the annotation of a GenBank genome assembly. Lineage: Eukaryota; Fungi; Mortierellomycota; Mortierellomycetes; Mortierellales; Mortierellaceae.